GUACGAUGGGAUAGGAGUAACCUUUACCAAAUAUGAUGAUGAUCUGUCACAAAAAGGCAAUUAACUGUCACUAGAAGUUACAAGUUUUUGGCUAUAUAAGGAAGGGUCUUUUGUGAAGAAGAAGAAGCAGGCUCUCUUUCUGGAUUUCCAAAGUCUUUUAAGAACACUUUGGAGAAAGGAAAGAUCAUGGAGGGUAAGCUGAGUCCUACCGUCGCUGAUGCUGUAGAUUACAAGGGUUUUCCAGCAGAUAGAGCGAAAACCGGUGGUUGGGUGCCUGCUGCUCUCAUCUUAGGAAUCGAAAUAUGUGAGAGGCUUUCAACAAUGGGAAUAGCAGUAAACCUGGUGACAUAUUUAGGUGGAACCAUGCAUCUGUCGAGCUCAGCUUCAGCCAAUGUCGUCACUGAUUUUAUGGGCACUUCUUUCCUUUUGUGCCUUCUUGGAGGCUUUUUAGCUGACACUUUUCUUGGCAGAUUCAAAACAAUUCUCAUUUUUGCCUCUAUACAAACUCUGGGUACAUGCGGGUUGGCAUUGUCGACCAAGCUACCACAACUCAAACCACCACCAUGCCACUCAUCUGAGAACUGUAAAGAAGCAAAUGGUCUACAAAUGGGAAUCUUGUAUCUCGCAUUGUAUUUGAUCGCCAUCGGGACAGGCGGCUUGAAAUCGAGUGUGUCCGGAUUCGGGACAGACCAAUUCGAUGAAAAGAACGAAGAAGAAAAGACACAAAUGGCUUAUUUCUUUAAUAGGUUCUUCUUCUUCAUAAGUUUGGGAACCUUAAUGGCGUGUACUGUGCUAGUGUACAUACAGGAUGAAGUGGGUAGAAGUUGGGCUUAUGGGAUUUGUUCGGUCUCUAUGUUCACUGCAAUAUUGGUGCUUUUUUAUGGGACUAAACGGUACCGUUACAAAAAGAGUCAGGGAAGCCCAAUUGUUCAAAUCUUGCAAGUGAUUGUUGGGGCGAUAAAGAAGAGAAGGAUGAAUCUUCCUUAUGAUUCUGGCUUGUUGUAUGAGAAUACUUCAGAGGGUUCAAGGAUUCAUCACACAAAUCAGUUUCGUUGCUUGGACAAGGCUGCAAUAGUAGCUGAAGGCGACUUCGAGAAGAACAGUUCAAAUGCUCAUAACCCAUGGAAGCUGUGCACAUUAACAAGGGUCGAGGAAGUGAAGAUGAUGAUUAGGCUAUUGCCAGUGUGGGCAACCACAAUCCUCUUCUGGACAACUUACGCCCAAAUGAUCACCUUCUCCGUCGAACAAGCCGCCACGAUGCACCGAACCGUCGCAGGCUUCCAAAUCCCCGCAGGCUGCCUCACCGUCUUCUUCGUCCUCGCCAUCUUACUCUCCUGCGCCUUCUACGACUGCCUGAUCAUUCCCUUAUGGAAGAAAUGGAAAGGCACACCCGGGUUCACUGAUUUACAACGAAUCGCGUUAGGCCUCGCGCUCUCGACGCUAGGAAUGGCCGCAGCCGCAGUCUUCGAGGUUAAACGAUUAUCCGUAGCGAAACACCACCCUGUAUCCACUUCGGAGCCGCUGCCGAUCAGUGUGUUCAUCUUGAUUCCACAGUUUUUUCUUGUGGGGUCUGGUGAGGCUUUUAUUUACACUGGUCAGCUUGAUUUCUUCAUCACUCGGUCGCCAAAAGGGAUGAAAACAAUGAGCACUGGUUUGUUUUUAACAACGUUGUCAUUAGGGUUUUUCAUGAGCAGUUUGUUGGUGUCUAUAGUUAAGAAGGUUACUGGACACAAUGGUGGAAGUGGGUGGCUUGCUAAUAAUAUUAACAAUGGAAGGCUUGAUUUGUUCUAUGGGUUGUUGACGGUUUUGUGCAGUAUAAAUUUUGUGGUUUAUUUGGUGUGUGCAGCUUGGUGCAAGAAGGAGAAGGAUCAAUCAUCAGCUAAAAUUGAAAUGGAAAAGUGUUAAAAGAGUUUGAAUUUUGAUAGUCAUAUUUUAUAGUUGUGUGAUUUCUAUUUCUCUUUGUUUUUCUUGUUGGAAAUGUAAAAAGAAUAUAAAUAAAAAGUGUGAUGCUUAAUACAAAUUAAAUUUGAGUUGUA
Messenger RNA from Helianthus annuus (common sunflower), 2036 nucleotides. Its product is annotated as protein NRT1/ PTR FAMILY 6.2. The record is from RefSeq and is a predicted model, not a curated record. NCBI's taxonomy places the organism in Eukaryota, Viridiplantae, Streptophyta, Magnoliopsida, Asterales, Asteraceae. Bases 187 to 1905 code for a protein of 572 amino acids. Gene Ontology annotation, cellular component: membrane. The transcript is spliced from 5 exons. Gene Ontology annotation, biological process: oligopeptide transport; transmembrane transport. Gene Ontology annotation, molecular function: transmembrane transporter activity.